Tarenaya hassleriana is the source of this 900-nucleotide messenger RNA. RefSeq names its product 40S ribosomal protein S18. Gene Ontology annotation, biological process: translation. Gene Ontology annotation, cellular component: ribosome; small ribosomal subunit; cytosol. The transcript has 4 exons. Bases 241 to 621 code for a protein of 126 amino acids. Lineage: Eukaryota; Viridiplantae; Streptophyta; Magnoliopsida; Brassicales; Cleomaceae. Gene Ontology annotation, molecular function: structural constituent of ribosome; RNA binding. The record is from RefSeq and is a predicted model, not a curated record.
GCUUUAGAACAUGGAACGGAUAUACUAAAAUCGGCUGUUACGCAAUCAGGUUCAGAGUCUGCCGCCAAGAGCUUUCUUCCUUGCGCUCCAUCGUUCUCAGCAUCUCAAAAUGAUUUCGAGGCAUAGGAGGGUGUGAUUAAUGGAUCUGGUUCUGCUUAUGCGUAGUCUCUGGUGGCCAACGAGGAUUUUCAGCACAUUUUGCGUGUGCUGAACACCAACGUUGAUGGGAAGCAAAAAAUAAUGUUUGCCCUGACCUCCAUCAAGGGUAUCGGUAGGCGAUUUGCCAACAUUGUCUGCAAGAAGGCUGAUGUUGACAUGAACAAGAGGGCAGGAGAACUAACAGCAGCUGAGCUUGAUAACCUAAUGACGAUAGUUGCAAACCCGAGGCAGUUUAAGAUACCAGACUGGUUCUUGAACAGGCAGAAGGACUACAAGGAUGGGAAGUAUUCACAGGUUGUCUCUAAUGCUCUGGACAUGAAGCUAAGAGAUGACCUUGAGCGCCUCAAGAAGAUCAGAAACCACCGUGGUCUGAGGCACUACUGGGGUCUGCGGGUGCGAGGCCAGCACACCAAGACCACUGGCCGCCGUGGUAAGACUGUUGGUGUCUCCAAGAAGCGUUGAAGAGUUGAGGGUUUUUUUUUGUGUGGUCAUAUAGGUGGCAGAAGAAGAGGGUUUCUAGUGCUGAGUAUCUUUAGCUAACACACUAUUCUCAAUAGACUUGGUAGGUUUUUCUGGUGCUCUUUUUUUUGGUUAUAUGAUUGAAUCAGUAUCUUCAUGUCACAUGCCAUGGAUACGUGUGUUUAUAUUUUCCUUUUGGGGUUUUGAUUGUCUUCCGGAACAAACCCCUUUAAUGAAAAUGGUAUCUGUAUCUCGAUAAUGCAAAUGAAAGUUGAUCCCAUA